Messenger RNA from Sycon ciliatum, 8641 nucleotides. RefSeq lists its product as uncharacterized. The record is from RefSeq and is a predicted model, not a curated record. Gene Ontology annotation, molecular function: guanyl-nucleotide exchange factor activity. The transcript has 21 exons. Bases 377 to 7837 code for a protein of 2486 amino acids. NCBI's taxonomy places the organism in Eukaryota, Metazoa, Porifera, Calcarea, Leucosolenida, Sycettidae. Gene Ontology annotation, biological process: intracellular signal transduction; actin cytoskeleton organization.
CUAAAAAAAAACCCCACUGUGCAGUGUUAUCUGAGGAUAGAAAGCUGAGUCAGUAGCGUCGGGUUACUCUCUGUCACUCGGUUCGGGAUAAUCUCUCAGAUUCCCCCUCGCGGCACCGUGACGAUAAUGUAUUGUUCCUCGUGGUGACGGUGUCAUGAUGUGAGUGAAGCUGGAACCGAUUCAAGCGAAGUGGCAAGGCGAUAGGCAGCUAGCUACCGAUCCGAAAUCAGCUGAUCAACACCCUUGUGUAGGCUAAUCAUCGCACGAGUCUGAGUGUGACUGUACUGUGAGGAAAUAAAAGGUGUGAACACCAAGCAUCAGCUAGCCCACUGAGUGCCACCGACGUGACAGAGCAGUGUUCCUUCCAUCCCAUGUAAUGCUGACGUCGGAUGAGCCAAAGGAGCACCUGGAUCGGAACGGCAAGGAGGUGAGCGAAGCUCAGGAAAUCACCAACUUCAGCGUCCAUUUUCGCUCGCUGGACGACAUUCUGGACUUCGGCAGGGGUGACGGCGAAGAUCGAGUGCACCUAUUUGCUGGGCGACUUGCAAGAGACAUUCUGGCUACCAGUACAGUGUUCGCUGAGCAUAAGCCGUUGCGUAUCACGGACAGCGUCACCAGUUGGAUGAGUUCCACCAGUAGUCGAUCUGCUAACGUUAGCUGCGUGCACAACCGACAACAAACUGAAACACAAAGGGAAUCGGUGACGGGUCGCGGAUAUCCGCCUGUCGACUCCCCGUCACUGCUGCUGGAGAAGCGUCGAGACGUCAGUCGCUCUAUUCCUGCCUUGCUCACCGUCACUGUACCGUCACUAUCUCUACUCACAUCUAGCUCCAGUGCUCACGCAGACUUGCAGACCGCACAAACCCACUCCCCGUCGCAGUCGCAGUCGCGUCAGGGCCCCCCAGGCCAGGAGCAAGAAAAGCAGCAUUUGCUCCUGAGUGAGGCUGGAUCUCGGCCCACGGAUAGCAGUGGUACAGAUUGUGUAAAUGCUGCUGCUGCUGCUGGUUCAACCCAGGACGGCGGGGAGUUCCAACGGACUAUGCUGCUGCAUGGCUCAGUUGCAGAGCACAGAAGAGUCACUGAAAGCGCCAGUAUCACUGCUGGCUCUCAUGUAACGGCCAAAGCGAACGGCGGCAUACCGGUAAACGUAUCGGUGACCAGUCGUUACGUAGGUCUACCCCAAAAUCGCACUCCAAAUGCCAUUUCUACUGUCCAACACUGGCAACAGCCGUCAGAAACUGCAGCCGAAAAUGGAACCAGCGCUGCCUCCGCACAAGAAUGUGAAGAUGUUUCGACAAGUGAGCUGCCGAAAGUCAACACGCGGACGAGUUCUCUGCCCAACCACCAACGACUCAAGGCUGUGCCCAGUCCACCUAGGCAAGCACUUGCCAUCCGCAAGUCAUCCUCUCUGAGAGAAACAAGAGCAGCUCCACGUGAUAGACGAUGGUCGUGUGCAUCAGGAGACUUCGCUCCUGCAUCGUCCAGCUUCGCCAUAGACCAUCGCGUGGCUCUUGGGGCACGCUAUGCAUCAGAAAAAUCUCUUCAGGCAGCCGAGGUCAGUCCCACACCUUUCCAGCUCUUGCAGUCCCAGAUGAGUGCAGAGGGACUCUUUUCAUCGCGCACUGAAGCCAUGUCGCAAAAGCAAGCGCAGCAUCAUCAUCAUCAUCAUUAUCGCGGCCGGAGUUCUCUCAACCUGGCCAGAGGUAUGACAACUGCGGACAAUAGCACUUCAAACAAUAGCAGUACUGCACGUGCAGCUGGAAGGAAGGCUGGAGCUCGCGGCAGCAAAAAGCGCAAUGCCUUGUCCCGCUUCUGGCAUCGUUUGUUCCGACAUGGCAGCAGCGGCAGCACGCUACGUGAGCCAACGACAGAACGAAAGUCGGUCACGUCGCGGUCGUCCGCUGGCGAGUGGGAAGAGAGCAGCGGACGCAAGAUCUUUCCUUCGAUGCGGACACAUCCGAACGGGGAAAAGAGAGGCAGCCAUCGCACAGGGCAGCGCACGACUCAGAAUCACAUGGGUGUACAUCGCACACUCAGUCCUAUCAGAAGUAUAACACUGCCUGCAGUGACAGCCAAUCAAAGGAACGUUGUCUCUAUCCAGAACUCGAUUGCUUCUGGCUGUAACGAGUCUUCAUCAACUAGCCCUUCAUCAGCAGAGCAGGGAGAAAUUUUGGCAGAGAGUUCUGCGGCAGCGCUGCCCAAACACGAUUCUGCCCACAACAACGUUAGCAAAAAGCAUUCCGGGCUUGCACCACAUCCUGUUGAGCUGAAGCGACAAGGCAGCGUGAGGAUCUCGCUGCGCCGAGGCAUGGACAUGCUUCGCACUAGAUUGGGCUCACGCAAGCGGCCAAAGCCGAGAACUGGUACCCGGAGCGGUGGGCAUACACGUGAAUGCAACCCAGCCAGUAGCAAUGGUCUUGAGCAGCCAGGAAAGCAAGCUGGCGCAGAAGAGCGGAGACCUCGGGCAGAAACUUCACUUGCAGCAGGCGGCGGUGACGAUGGCAAUGAUAUGGUUUAUGUAGUGUCGGACGAUGACCAGUAUACACCGGGUGACAUUGUGUCUAUUGGCGGAUACUCUGGCUCCAGUCAGUCACUUGAUGGUAUUAUAGUGACGUCGGACAACAGUGAAGCAAGGCCUCCAUUCCAAAUCCAAUCUAAUUGUACUAAACAUCACAUCGGCAAUUUGAGGAAUGACUCCGAGAGCCCGCAGGGCACUGUAUCGCCAGGACAGUCCGGAGAGCCGCCUUGGAAGGCUCUGGCCGCGUGUGACAAUCGCAAGAGCAAGCACCCUAACGCACCCGAGGUGCGUAUCAAUCCGCCUGGAGAUGGUGAGGAUCAUAAUAACACACCAGCGGUGCCUGCACCCGUAGUCACGAAACGCCAUCUGCCACCAGGUAAGCGGCUUCUUCGCGCAGAACGCUCUAAAUCCGUGGAGGGCACCACGUUUGACGUCGCGCAGCAUAUGGACUUUUCGGCAAUACGCGGCAAGGGCAUUCCCAUAUCGCCGAGUUGGUCUGCCUCGCUGGAGCGAGGCUACACGCUGGGACCCGGUGACGGUUUCUCUUACAGUGAUGGAAGGCAAAUGCUGGCCGCCAGCUCUGUACGCCGUGCCUCCUCUCAGCGCCUCUCCAUACCUGGCUUUCAUACAAACGCCGUCUCUAACAGUCUUCUCGCGCCCGAGUCGCACUCUCCAUCUCGCUCCCUUUCCAACCUGCUGAGCAUAGUCGGAGUGCGCAAGAACAGCACGCAGAUCAAUAGUGAUGCAGCUGCAGCCGCUGCUAAGCAUUCGCUCGUGCCACCUGGCGUCAAUGGUGGCCGACAGUAUAUGUCAUCGGAGACCCUGUCCUUCUCCAGCGGGUCUAAAGAUGGUGAAUACGGCGGUGGUCGUGUGGUGGUGGAUCCCAGCCAGAUAGACUCUGGCAUCUGUACAUCAGUGCCGCGCACCAUUCUCGAGCCACCCACUAAGAGCAAGCAUGAACUGACGAAUGAGGAUUAUCGCCAGCAUGUGGUCUGGACGCUUCUGGAAACGGAGCACAGCUACCUGACCAGUCUGCAAACGCUAUGCAAGGACUACUUCAACCCGCUGCGCCGAAUGAACAACAUUGACCAGCAGAUGGUGGCGGACAUCUUUGGUGACAUUCCCCUGAUCAUGCUGCAUCACAACCAGCUCUACUUUGACCUGAAGAACAGGGCCGACUCCUGGACAAAGGAGGACGCUGAGGCGAGGACCAUUGGCGACAUCAUAACCAGUGCUUUUUCGUUUGGUCAGCUCGCAGAAGCCUACUCGUCGUAUGUGAUCAACUAUGAGCAUUCUCAGGAAACGCUACGCAAUGCGGCAACGUGUCGCCCUCUUAUCAAGUUUAUAGAGAGUCGAAACAAGGAGAAUGAAGGCAAGCAAACACUGUCUGACCUACUUGUGAAGCCAGUGCAGAGAAUACCACGCUAUGGUUUGCUGAUCAAGGACCUACAACACUACACACCACCAGACCACCCUGACCAUGGUCUGCUCCUGUCAGCAUUUGCCGAAGUAGAGUCCUUGGCAGACAAGCUGGACCGUGGAGUGAAGCAUGCCGAUCAGUUGGACGACAUGCGCAAGAUUGAGCUCUGCUUCCAAGGGGCAUUGCCUGGGCUAAUGUCUGCCGACCGUUACCUGGUGCGUCGGGAUAGGAUAUCCGAGCAGGUGGCCAAGUCUGGCUACAAGGAGCGAUGGCUGUUCUUGUUCAAUGACUGCAUUGUCUGCGCCACGAUGAGACGGCGGACUGGCAACAGGAAGCCCAUGGCCAUGUCAAUGUCUUCUGGCACACUUACAGACCCGGACGUUGUGCGCUACAAGCUGAUGUGGCGAGCACCUCUUCAGGACGUCUGUGUCAUUCAGUCCCAGAAAGAUAAGAUGCUGGAAACACAGUCGAAUGAGAUACUACAACGCCUGCAGGAUGACCUGAAUGCCCUGAGUCAGAUGAACUCGCUGUGCAACAGUUUAUCUAUAGCAAGGCCUGCGUCAACGGCAGUCAACAAUCUGCAGCUCAGCAUCGGUGCAGUGCUGAAGGAAAUCAAUAUGGUCAUCGACGAACAGAAGCAUGACCGUGAUGUGGCCACGCUACACAUUGCUAUCGAAAGCAAGUCAUCAGGUCUUAUCGAUCACAAGAUGGCAUUUGCCACGGUGAAGGACAAGACUGAUUGGAUUGUGGCCUUCUCUGAAAAUAAGGAAACUGUUGUUGCAUCUCUGGGAGGCGCUUCGGCUUGGUGUACUCCGGAUGAUCUUGACGAGAACUCUGCACAGCCGGUGAUGCCUUUGCCGGCCUUCUCGGCAGCCAUGCCAGUCUUGAAGACGCGUAGUGGUAUGCAGAUAACAUGCUCAAGUCCCAGUGUUGGAGCCAGGAGACUAACGCCGUACGCUGUGGAUGCGAAGGCUAAUGGGCAACUCUGGAUUUGCACCAGUGAUAGAGAUGUCGGACAGAUCUGUAUGGUUUCUAUGGAGAAAUCUUCACCGAUGCUGUCGGCCUGUAUUGCUGUGCCUGAUGGCAAGAUCACAUCCAUCAUGGCCGUGCCCGAGUACGUUCCACCCUCCGUCAGCGAUAGCCUGGCCAGAAUACAAUGUGCGGCUGAGCGGGACAGCAGUGCUGUUGCGAGUGACAGCGAGUUUGAAGUGGUCAGUGAUGCGGGCACCGAUGCCCUGGCCGAUGACGAGACAUCGCUGAAGCAGAGCCUCGACCCCAGCAGUCCGCGGCGCGGCCCACAGCAGCCGGAGAAGCGCCUCAGCACUGAGCAGCUGACGUUCUUGCGGACAAAGCUGUCGACGGCUCUGCUGCUGAGCUAUCGCAAUCGUCUUCGCCUGCCCAGCAUGGUGAUGGAAGAACGCGAGGAUAGCGACUGGGAGAAACUCUCGUCGUUUGGUGAGAGGAGUCGAGCACUGUCAGUGUUGAGCAAUGUGUCACUGAGGGCAUUCAGUGAUGAUCCCCUUGGCAAUGAUGAACUAGAGUCACUGUAUUCGUCGGCAUCGCUGCUGCGUGUGCUGAGCGUUACACCGGGUCUUCUCGGCGAUGACGCUCCUUCUGAGAAGGGUGACACGAAUCAUGGCGAGUCCGAUGAUGGUUUCAAGAUGUCCAUCGCUCCUGUCAAGCGAUUGCUGGUUCAGAGUCUGAGCGACGGUGUUCUGUUGGAUUUCGGAAAUCGUAUGUCUGCUGGCGAACAUGCGCCGCUGUCACGUACCAAGAGCAACAUCCCCUCCACGUCGGAUCUCCACAAGGUCCCCGAGAUGAAAGAGCUACUAAAGCACUUGCAGGCACAGCAGGGUAGCAGCACCCCGCUACAGGCUCAGCUCAGCCAUGCAUCGUUACUGUCCACGGCGUCGGACUUGCUCGAGGCACCGCCAAAGGAAGACGGCUCCAAUGAGUGGCUCCAGCCCGAGCCAGCUGGUCCGGAGUGCGCUGGAGACGAACUGGCCGAGGUGAAGCCACUGCUGCAGAGAAAGAGCCUGAGUGAUGACGAGGAAGCGGAUACUGUUGCUAUCCCGUGCGGCAACAGAAGGUUACGACCGGACGGCAGCACGAGCGACAGGGACGAGCCUCUGGAACUUCCAAGCGCAAAGGGAACAGCACGUGUGCCGAUUGCUGUCAAGCGUCUGAAGCCUCUGACUCGCCGCCUCUCCGCACCGGCCGAAUCUCCCACGCGCCUUUCGCUGAAGAACGUCAAAUCACCCGAGGAUGUGUUUGAGGCGCAUGGUGGCAAGCGGCUGACAAGCGCUGUUCAGAAUCUCUUGAAACCAUCCAGGAAGGUGCGAAAGCCUCCCCUGCGUGCAACAAAGUCAGGCAGUGCCUCAUCAACCGAUCUUGAAAAUAGCCCAGCACACUAUCUUGCCCGUGCUUCUCGCCCAGUGAAAACUGAAGGAUUGCCUAGUUCAGUGACGAACAGUGGCGUAACGCUGAAUGACAGGGGUGAUAGCCAGUCGGUGAGCCCGGCCAUCAUCUUGUCUCGCGAGGCGGACGUCCAGCGCAGUGGCAGCACUGCUAGUCGUCACAGCAUAGGUGUAAUGCAACGUAGACCGACUGAAUCACUGCAGCUUGCCAGUCGGAGAGCCCGCAAGCACCGCAGUCGCUCCCUACCUCAGGUCAUCAUCAGCUCGCACACGAACCUUUCCUCCGGAGCCGGCUCGAAUGCAUCGUCGUCGGAUGCAGAGGGCGAUGGCAACUCUGACCACAACCCAACCAUGUGGCUAUCAAUGAGUCAAGGACUACUGUGCAUCUACAGAGCUGGCGACAGUAGUCAGAUGCGCCAGAGAAAGACGGUGCUGAAGCUCUCCAGCAAUGUCAAGUGCAUGUGCUACAUGGAUGGCUGUGUGUUCGUGUCAUUGGAAGGAGGUCAGCUACUCCAGUUCUGCCGUGGACUGAAUGGCAACUGGGACACGUCGUCGGCUGAGCUGAUAGACGUGGGAGAGCCUGAAGAGGUGGUGACCUGCAUGACGGUCGUGGACCGGCACUUGUGGUGUGGUGUUGGCAAGUGCGUGCAUGUCAUUCACCCACUAGAGCGGGAGGUAGAGGCAUGGUUCAGUGUUACAAAGUCACCUGACACAGCGGCGCAGAUCACCGACAUGGUGUGCAACGAGAAUGCCGUGUACGUGGCUACAAGCACCAGUCCCGUGGUGACCGUCUAUCAUGCCACUAGUCAUCGCUUGCUAGCAGAGGUCAACAUACAGCCGUGUGUGCAGUAUCUACUUCAAGGCUGCAACUCCAUUAUCAAGCAGCACAAGACACGCUGCCUGCGCAUCACGGUGAUGCACUCGUACCGCUCAACUGUCUGGAUCGGCACCAGUGCCGGCAUUGUGCUGCUCGUACCGGCCCUGCACGCUGACAAGGACGACUCGACGACCAACGGCGACGAGGUGAUUCAACUGCGCUGCCAUGGCUCUUUCCACGGACACACUGGUCCAGUCCGGUUCAUCACCACUGUCGAACGUCCGGCGACUGCAAGCAGCUCACAAGCAAACGGUGGCAACGGGGUAGGCUCCAACUCUCAGGGAAGCGAGGCAUGUGCAGAGGUGCCGGCACCGUCAGCUUCAGCAGCAGCGCCGCCAGGGCUGCCUCCACCGUCGGUUAUGUCUCUUGUUUCCAACAGCAUGCGCUCGUCAAUGUUUCUCGUCGAUCACGACACCAUACGGCGAGCAAAGAAACCGUUACCCAUGGUCGCCGCCGAAGCUUACCAGCCUCUUGCCGAGGUGGAAGCCAUCGUAGUGGCUGGAGGCGACGGCUGCGAAGAUUUCCACGUCUCGUCCAUGGUGGAAAACGAGGAGAGUAGCUUUGACACCGAUGGCAGUCACAUUCUAAUGUGGCGUGUUGACUAGAGGCUCGUAUCAUUGUACUGUGUUGCCACGCCAGGUGUCGGUGAAGGAUUAGCGGGAUAGACCGCAAGUCGCUGCUUGAAUCCCAUUGAUUGCAUCAAUCGGCUCAAUGCCAUGUCAUCGGCGUGCUGAUUUGUCCCUUGGUCCAAAGCGAUGGGAUGGACAGGCGACGUUUCAAGCUGAUCGAGCCAGCCACCUUAGUCACCACUGAACAAGAAGGCGGUGCAUGCGUGGCACCCACUGAGGUAUUGGCUCACACCGGGAGUCCUUUUAUCAUAUUUCCUCAAUUUUGGAGUUGGUCCGUCCAUGCAGAACUGGACUUGUAGACUGGGUACACGACGAGUACAUUAUGUUUACUUGCAUUUCCAUAAAGUUUAUCUUAUUUCUAUCUCUUUUGCACUGGUCUUCUGAAGAUUGUUUACUCAGCAUCAGCUGAUCUAUCGAGGCACCGACUCUGGUUGCAUCUAUUAAUAUAGCAGGCACUUGAGCUUGAUCAAUGACACGUGAAAAAGACUGCCUGCCGAAUUGUUUCUACCCUAUCGUAGGAGACCAGCUUUAACUCUGGAUGGCCAAUCGGACUCGGUUUCAACUCGUCUCUGUGUCCAGUUGCUGUGUCUGGUGACACUUGUUGUACACACCGUCACGCACCGUGUUGAGUCUCACUGGCUAGUACUUGUUUAUGUCGCAACCAGCGCCUAUGUUUGUGCUGUCGGCGUGUGUAUUUAUGGUUUGUGAUUGAUGUUCAUCUCUUGUUCAUCACAUGUUCGUUAUCUCCUGACGAAAGAAUUCAAGAACGAUUUUUUUUAA